Messenger RNA from Melitaea cinxia (Glanville fritillary), 1689 nucleotides. It is a transcript of the gene Las, whose product is annotated as lipoyl synthase, mitochondrial. Gene Ontology annotation, molecular function: lipoate synthase activity; 4 iron, 4 sulfur cluster binding. NCBI's taxonomy places the organism in Eukaryota, Metazoa, Arthropoda, Insecta, Lepidoptera, Nymphalidae. The record is from RefSeq and is a predicted model, not a curated record. Gene Ontology annotation, biological process: lipoate biosynthetic process. The coding region runs from base 116 to 1210 and encodes 364 amino acids. The transcript is spliced from 8 exons. Gene Ontology annotation, cellular component: mitochondrion.
GUGUACUUGUAUAAUUACAGUUCCUCUUAAACAUAUUAUUUCUCCUUGUGCGUGAGAUGUGCGUGUUAUCAUUGCAUUCUAUACACUAAGACAAAUUUUUAAGGAUAAAAAAAAAAUGCUACGAAAAUCUCUAAAUUUAGUACCAAGACGUCACGAGAUCCAACAAUGUGCAUAUUCCAGCAAACUGGAUGCCAUAAGAGAGAAACUAAGAGAAGGACCGGGUUUAAGUGAGUUUAUAUCUGAGGAUAGACCUAAAAACUGGGACGAUUAUGAGGGGAAAUUGAAAAGGGAGAAAGGAGAGUCAGAGAGAUUGCGACUACCGCCUUGGUUGAAGACUUCUAUACCUACUGGUGCGAAAUUCAGUGCAUUGAAAGAACAAUUAAGAAGUCUAAAAUUAAGUACAGUCUGUGAGGAAGCAAGGUGUCCUAACAUUGGAGAGUGUUGGAGUGGUGGCAAACAUGGAACCUCUACGGCGACUAUUAUGCUAAUGGGUGACACAUGCACUCGGGGCUGUAUGUUCUGUUCUGUGAAGACAUCCCGAGCUCCCCCUCCUUUAGACCCAGACGAACCAAGGAACACUGCGAAGGCAAUACAUGAGUGGGGACUUGGCUAUAUUGUGCUUACUUCUGUUGAUAGAGACGAUUUGCCGGACGGUGGAUCGUCCCAUUUUGCUGAAACCGUCAGAGAAAUUAAAAAACAAAAUCAGGAGAUUUUAGUUGAAUGCCUUGUACCUGACUUUCGCGGUAACAGAAAUAGUAUUGCGAACAUAGCAAACUGCGGCCUUGACGUUUUCGCUCACAACAUUGAGACAGUGGAGCGACUUACGCCGUUUGUGAGGGAUAAGCGAGCCGGAUACAGACAGACACUCAAAGUGUUGGAGACGGCGAAGGAUAUCAACCCAGAUCUGAUUACUAAAUCCUCUAUUAUGUUGGGUCUCGGGGAAACUGACCAGCAAGUACAGCAGACGAUGAAAGAUCUGAGAUCAGUCGGUGUGGACUGUGUCACCCUAGGCCAGUACAUGCAACCCACUAAACGUCACUUGAAGGUCCACGAAUAUGUGACCCCGGCAAAGUUCAAACAGUGGGAAGAUGUCGGUAAUUCUCUGGGCUUUCUGUACACAGCCAGUGGACCCCUGGUACGGUCAUCGUACAGGGCUGGAGAAUUCUUUAUAACAAGCCUCCUGAAAGAUCGGAAGGCGAAGAGCUUGUGACCGGAAUAAUGAACGAAUGAUAUUGGGGCCAUCCAUACGAUCCGUCACACGAAUUUCACAAUAAAAAUUAUUUUUCGAUAAAAUCAACAUCAAUAUAUUUUUUUAAGUAACUCGUUAGUCGGUAUAUAUUGUCACAGAAUUUUGGACCUCUCCCCAACUCUUGUCACACAAUGUCAUACUUCGUCAACCCCCUGCCCCGCGAAAGUUGUGACGUAUUUUAUGGAUGACCUUGAACGAAAAAAAAAAGUUAAAAUAUACGUUGUUUAUUGUUGUAUUGUUUUAUUUAUUUUACUAAAUAUGUUUGAAUAAUUUGGGAAGAUUGUGAAUUAUUGAAUGAAUGAGUGAAGUGCAAAAUAAAGAAAAAAAAACACCAAAGCAUAGUUAUUGUAUUGUCACUCCUAAUAGUACCUCCUACACUUAACUGUAUUUCCACGAAAUCGUAAUACAUCUUUGUAUAAAAAUAAAACUUUUAAAACAUA